GUUUUAUUUUUGGAGUACCCACUGCACUGUGUCUCUCUCCUUAAGGCUCCAGUUCGCUAGAGGAUGAGACGGCCUAGUGGCACUCUGAGCCGGGAUUAACAAGCAGAGAGCAGUUUGUCCCAACAUCCUCUCACCAAAGGACUUGAUAUGCUGAUGGAAGUGAGCAACGGGUUUGAGUCGGGGCUUUCCCAGCAAUAUCCACCACCUUUACUCCCGAAACCAGGCAAAGACAAUGUGAGGCUUCAAAAACUAAAGAAAAAGAGAGCCAAGAGAAAGGGCAGUCUCUCCCAGACACCUGUCCCAUUUCGUUCCUGUUUGUCACCUGUCAAUGAAGCCAGUACAGAUCUUGAGCACAGUGACCUGUCCAGUCCACCCAAAACACCGGAUUCAGUCGGCACUGUGGAAUCCUUGUGGUCUGCUCUUCCACUCGACUCCUUUGAUCAAUCUGCAUCUACAUUUCCUCUUCUUGAAAGCAGCUCCUACAAGAAAUGUGAUGGCAAUCUGCCACAGACCUACAAAAGACAGAUUAAGACUUCUGGAGAGCAGGUGGCACCACUAUAUGAAUGCUCCGUAUUUUUAUUUGAUGAAGUGCUGCCACCUUUAAAUUCGUCCACCGCACCAAGAAUGCAGUGGAUUCCAUCAUCCUCACCUCAAGCUGCUUUCAAUCCAGUGUCACUGGAUUCUCUUAGGUCAGACACGACAGACCAUCCUAUCACUGUGUCAGAGUCCAAUCCUAAAAUAUCAACUCAUAACCUGACACCAUCCUCAGCCAUCCUAAACUAUGGUUCAGACCCAACACCUUCUCAAGUUGCAGACCUGCCUCCUGUUGCUCCUGUGCUGGUAUCAGUUUCAAACACACAAAAAGAUAAUUUUAAUCCCAACCAUAUGGAAAGAAAAGAGCAUAAUCUACUCCAUACAUCAACUUCUUGGACCCCAAGACCUAUCAGUAAUGAUAACUUGGUAAGGCAUUUAUCCCAAGAGACAAGGUGUGAUGGUCCUAAAAAUUCAAUUUAUACAUCAAAAGCAAGAUUUAAUGAGAUCUCUAAGUCUCCUUCCAAUCAAGACCUGACAGCGAUGCACCAAAGCACCAAAGAAGAGUCAUUAGCAGUAACACAUAUGGACAAAAAAGCUCCAGAUGAAAUAAAACCUCAGAAACCACCUGUGCCCACAAUUGAAUGUGGAAAACCCAAGACUGCGUUGUGCACACAGUCAAGAUUAUCCAGUCACUCUGGUGAAAUACCUAAAAAUGACCCUCUGUUAUCUAUAACAAGUACAGAUUUGAAGUCUUGUCAAAAUGAAUUUGCUCCCUCAAUUUCCGUUGAGUCUCUUCGUGGCAAAAUGUGUGCCGCAAAAAUAGAAGUACAGCAGAAUAUGAUUGACAAUUACACAAAAAGGCAAAAUACCGAUCAUAAAGGGAGCGCUGUCCGAAAUACUUGUAGGAGUACCCUGAAUUUAAGCUGUACCGCUGACUCUUGCAUUUCUGGAGAAAAUCUCACACCACAUGCUACUAUGCCUGACUCUGCUCUUCGACAAUCUGUCCCAAACUUGAAAAACGACCACAUUUUACAAAGAGAUGCUGCAUUUUUGCCAAAUGUCCCAUCAUUUUUCUGCACAGCACCACAGACCAAGACAGCAAUGAUCUACCCACAAGAUUCCAAAAGCUUUAGCCAACUGUCAUCCUCCUAUCGUCCUCCAAUUGUUGAGGCACGCAAGUCCUUGUCAUCACUCCUGGAGAAUCGGAUAUCAUUAACAACCUCUAAAACAAAAGCACAAUCAACAUUUUAUGGACUUACUCCUCUUCAGUAUGCUGCUCAUGAUGGGAUUCGAACUCUAACAUCGUAUCAAAGCCUUCUAUCCCACAGAAUUGAGCUGACCUCUUUCACCAAAACACAUUCAGAGAAUGACUGUGUCUCAAAACCUGAUUCACCAAAACAACUCAAUGGACAUCAAAAGCGACCGUCAUUGGAGAGUGAAUCUGUAAAUUCUGUGCAUCCACUUUCAACGCCAAAGGAUUCCAAAUGCCGAACAGAGCGGACUGUCAGAGAUAACAAAGACAUAUUUGAGAAAAGCCAUGAGAUCAAAAGUCUACAUGUGGAAAUACCUUCAUUUGGAACAUCUAGUUUGGAAAAAAUAAGACCUGAGCUUCCUCUUGGCUUGGUACAGAAACACAUGUGUCAGUCCACAGUUGAUGUAUCUGCACGAAAGGCCUCAUACUCUGAGGUUCCAAUGCCAACCCUUAAAGCAGGUGAGGUGCACACACAGACUGUGACAAUGUUUCCUAUAAUGGCAGCUACAAAUAUGUCCCCAUGCCUAAACAAGAGCGGUAAAUUCGUUGAUGGCAAGCUGGUGGAGCAAGAUUCAACGACAGGAACACAGUGUACAAACACACAACUAGACAAUCCUUUUGACCAAACCGGUGUCACAAAUUCAAAGGGAAAACUUGGCAAAAGUAUAAAUGGUGUUGGCUCAAUAUCAAUCAAUAAAAUAAAUAAUUUAUCACAUAGCAAACCAUGUAUCAAUACGGAUCACAAAGCUUUGCACAGCCAAAGAGAGCAGCUUAAACAAAACAUAAAAGGAAGUACUGAGUUUAUCUCGCACACUGUUAACAUUCAUAACAUUUCACCCUCUGCCAUGACCAAUACUAAUCAAAUCCCCCAAAACACAAAGACAAGCUGCCAAUUUGAAACUGAAAUUAAAAAGCCAACUUUCACUGCUAUAGAAUCAAUGCUUCAAGAUGAGCCUAGAAGACCUUCUGCAUGUUCUGAACACAAUCACACACAGAACAAGACAGUAGGUCGCAAAAUGUGUUACCUAGGAGACACUUUUGCUUUGAAUACAUGCACUAGCCCUGUAAAUACGUUGCCAACCAAUAACCCCGUGCGUGAUAUCAAGCCCCCGGACAUACCAAUGAUUACAACCAAAUCCCCUAACAUAUUCCCUUUGGAGAGCGACCACCAACCAAACAUAGAAACCGGAAUGCUUCACAAAACAAGCGACACUGGCGUUCCAUCCUCCAGACUGCAAAGUAACGUUAGCCAUGAAGAAAAUUGCAACAUUACAGCUACCAAGCUCGCAACAGACACACCAGGAGCAUCACUAAAAAAUCAAAAUGAAUGUGCUAGAAAUCGUGUAUACCAGGGCAAAGCAAAUAUGAAAGCCCAAAUACGAAAUUCUGAUGCAUCUUCUAUGCUAACCAAUGGCAUUGCUUUUACGGCUGCAGAAUUAGCAGGAGACUCACUGCCUACCAUACCUUUAAUGGCAGGAAAUGAUGAAGCUAAAUUUACUGAUACCAAAAACACCUCAAAUCUUUCAAAUGGAGAAACACAGCCGAAUGUGCUUGACAGUCAUGGUAAGCAAUCCAACACGCAAUUUGUAGGAUUAGAUGCUUUCGACAGGACAAUCACAAAUAUGGUUCCCCCUCUGAAAUCAGGAGAUCUUAACAACCUAAAAGACAGAUGUGUUUUGGAAACUACUAAAUCAAACAAAUCCAAUAUUGGUGGAAAGCUUCCCGUCACUGAGGUGACUUUAACAGACCCAGUGGUAAGUGGUAAACCAUUACAUCUUACACCCCACGUCAUAGGUAAUGUGCCCUCAAGCUCUUUGAUGAGGCGUGUGACUCUAAAAAGUCCUCAGCUAAGAAAACCAGAGUCAGCUAUAAUAGCUGAAAAUAUUGACAAAAGACCCCUUUUCACACCACUUGAGGAGACUAUAAUUCAAAAUCCUAGGAAAAAUCUUUUGAAUUCAAAUGACUGUGUUGCUGCAAACAUACGAAGGAACAAUAUAGAACAGAAUCAAAAGCCCAAGUCUGAUGAAAAAGAGCAAAGUUGUGUGAAAUUAUCAGGCAUUCCAACUGGAGUGGGAAACACGAGUCACAAAGAAGCUAAUUUUGAAAAUAACAUUCAUGAAGAAAAAAUUCAAAACAUUUCACAUAAUGCUGUAAAUGCAAAAUCUUUGGUUGUCCCACGAGCCCCCUCAUUACAAGAACCAAGAUUGUGCAAUACACCAACACAGGCAUUUCAUUCGAUUUUACGCCAGUCCCGUCAUACUCCUGUCAACAACACCCCCUCCGCAGUACCAUUGCAAAAUAAGAGCAUUUCUAGCACCACUUAUGUCCCUGUUAAGCCAAAUUCCCAUUCAAAAAGCAAUCAAACAAAGCUAAACAUAGAAACCAAAAGCAGCCCUCCUCUCCAUCACUUGUCUGGCAAUCCAACCACACAUUCAUCUAAGCAAGUUGAACUAUGCCCUUCUUCUGGCACUGCAGAACAAAACCCUUCUGUUGUAAACUCACACAAUCAAGGCCGGUCAAAAGGUUCUGCCACUAAGGACCAGCAUUUGACAGAGGAGCCAGUUGAGAACAUUACCCCUACAGAGCCAGCAACAGAUUCUGUCAUGAAAUCAUCCAUAUUUAACGCUGCUGUGAUUGAUUCUCCCACUCCUGCCUCUCUGCCUCAGGCCUCAGUGUCAGUCUCAACUCCAUCCCCAAACAAAGGAACGUCACCGCUAUCUCAGCAAAUCACUGGACUCAAAGACAGGGAUAUUUUGAAGAUGAAGGAUACAUCAGGUGUGGCAGAGAAAAGAGCAGUCGAACCCUCCAUGAAGUCAGUGACAUCAAUUGCAUCUUCAACUGCUGAGAAAAACACAGUUGGACCAGGAACAUCUCACUUACCUACGGAGUCAAAGGCAACCCAGAAGCCAAAAGGCUUUAAGGCUAAACUCAGUGGAUGGACACGGCUCAAGAAGCACAUGGUGGUUGAACCAGAGGAACCAGCUUUUCCAAAGCCACUGGCCAAAUCUCAGGAUGAGUCCAGUGACAAGAAAAACACAGACAGCGAUAGUAAGGAAAGGUUGUCAGCAGACCAAUGCGAAAAUCAAGACUUGGUCAAGAACAAAGAGGUCUCUCUAAGUCCAAGGGCGCUGGGUAUGUGGGAUGCUCUCCUCUUUCAGAUGUUCUCAACCAAAGACCGAAUCAUGCAGCAGAUCAACUCCACCAAAAAAGAUUCGGAAAAGAAAAAGGUCUCGAAUGACAAGCAAGAGGAAGUUCCAUCCUUUGUCAAUCGCUUACCACUCUUGCUGUACAGUCCUCGAUUUGAUGCUAGGAAAUUAAAAGAGGCAGCCGAGAAGCCAUUGACAAAAGUAGCGUCGGUGUUUGAAAGAGGACUAAUGAAGCGAAAAACUCAGGAGGAUGAUCGCAAGAACUUCAAUAGAAUAGCCAGAGGAUUUGAACCCAAUUAAGCAGAAAUGUGACUUGGACAAAUGUGCCUGAGGUUGAUUAAUUAGUCUAUUGCAUCACUGAAGAUGAAGAGUUUUUUUUAACCUUCUGGGAGAACAUUGAUCAAAGUAUUUUCAAAUGUGUUCGGUUGAGCCAAAUUAAGAAACCAAAUUAACUUUGAAAGAAUUGUUUGAAUAUAAUAUUUAUUGAACAUUUCUUCUUUGUUCUGAUCACUCAUGCAUUUACCCAAAGAUGUGUUUUUAUGGUCUUAACAGUGUAAAUAGUUGUGAAUUGUGAAAACGCAUCAUGUGCUCGAGGCACCUUUGCACUUUUCAUUUACAAAUUUGAAAAAAAAAAAGCUAACCAAAACAACAGUGAAUUUUAAAAAUGAAUCCAGGUUCGAUUAGUUGUACUAUAGCAAGUUGCAUCUAUGUAUUUAUCGGGGUUAGCUUCUCAGUUCUAAACCACUGUAAUAAAUUUGGAUUUACAUUCCUAAAUCAACUAAGAUGAUGCAUUUUUAGAUGAAUAUUGGACAGAACGACCCUGGGAGUUAUGCAUGGAGGGAAAUAAGUACUAUGUCUGUCAGUAACUGGCCAGUCAACAAGCCAGCAAACCAAAGUGGAGAUAUCUGAUAUGUUAAGAGAUAAAACUUGUGUGUUGGAAUGGGAGUGUGAAUCAAACAUUUUUUUGGGGGGGUGGCACUUCACACAUUAAUAAUAAUCAUAAUCUGAGGUUGAACUUUGGAAGUUAAUAAUGAUGAUGUUAUGCUGGUUGUGUCUUCUGUGUGCAAACGUAUGAUGAAAAGAAAGUGAAAUUGAAGAAAAUGCA
Messenger RNA from Syngnathus acus (greater pipefish), 6037 nucleotides. Its product is annotated as proline-rich protein 33-like. The coding region runs from base 148 to 5232 and encodes 1694 amino acids. The record is from RefSeq and is a predicted model, not a curated record. The transcript is spliced from 2 exons. NCBI's taxonomy places the organism in Eukaryota, Metazoa, Chordata, Actinopteri, Syngnathiformes, Syngnathidae.